Eutrema salsugineum is the source of this 1068-nucleotide messenger RNA. RefSeq lists its product as uncharacterized. The transcript is spliced from 2 exons. The record is from RefSeq and is a predicted model, not a curated record. NCBI's taxonomy places the organism in Eukaryota, Viridiplantae, Streptophyta, Magnoliopsida, Brassicales, Brassicaceae. The coding region runs from base 70 to 1068 and encodes 332 amino acids.
CAACAAAUAAUAAGAAAAGUGCGUAUAAAUCGAGUAAUCCUCGCCGUGUAUUCAACGAAAAAAGAAAAAAUGGAGUUAUUCACAAGAAGUUCCGCCGUUAGAUUACGGAGCUGCCACGAGAAAUACCUCUUCGCCGUUGACGACGAAAAAGCCGUCCGUCAAAGCUCUGACGGGACGUCACGGCAAUCGGUAUGGACGGUGGAGAUGGUGCCACGUAAGCCCGAUUUCAUCCGUCUCAAGAGCUGUUACGGCAAGUAUUUAACGGCGAGCGAGUCGUCGUUUCUUCUUGGUAUGACCGGCGAGAAAGUCAUCCAAACGCCGCCGUUUCGUCAGGCGGAGCACGAGAGCGACUGGGAGCCGAUCAGAGACGGCUUGCCGGUCAAACUCAUGUCGUGGAACGGGAAAUAUUUGCGCGGGAACGGUGGAUCGCCGUCGUGGAAAAACUCCGUCACGCACGACCGUGAGCCGUCCACGUCAACGACGAAGAAAUGGAUCUUGUGGACCGUGGAGGUCGUUGAGAAUCCGGAGAAGGUGUCGUUCGCUGAUCGUUUUUCGUCGCCGGCUUCGAGUUUUAAAUCUUCUGUCUCCGAUGAGUCAACUCACGAUUCACCGGUUAAAAAGUUACAGACUUUCGGAUCUUUCGAAUCUAUCGGGUCGGAUCCUGGGUCAAUGGCAUCGGUUUCUUCUUCGAAGCUUAUGUUUACUCCGUCAUUGUCGGGGACAUUGUCCCCAAAACCAAUAGAGGUUUGUCUCAAUUCACACAUUUUCAUGAAACAUGUAAUUAAGAAUUUUUUUUUUUUCCGGGAAAAUGCGACGGGGCAUAAGGUGGUGCAGUCGAGGAGGAUUCGAACCGGUGAACCGGCGGGAGAGUGGGAACCGGUUAAAGAAGGAUUAAGGGUGAAGCUGAGGAGUAGAAACGGCGGGAAUUAUUUGAGAGCCAAUGGGGGAGUGCCACCUUGGAGGAACUCGGUUACGCAUGAUUCACCGAACCGGAGUGCUACGCAGAGUUGGGUGGUUUGGGAUGUUGAUGUGGUCGAGAUUAUGGAGCGUUCCCAUGGGACCGGUUAA